This is a messenger RNA of Corythoichthys intestinalis (scribbled pipefish), 2514 nucleotides long. It is a transcript of the gene rtn2a, whose product is annotated as reticulon 2a. Gene Ontology annotation, cellular component: endoplasmic reticulum membrane. Bases 138 to 1523 code for a protein of 461 amino acids. The transcript is spliced from 10 exons. Lineage: Eukaryota; Metazoa; Chordata; Actinopteri; Syngnathiformes; Syngnathidae. The record is from RefSeq and is a predicted model, not a curated record.
UCGCAGAGGACCACAGAGGCAACAGGAGUGAAGGACCAGAGGGUUUUUCCUCACGAUUCCCUGGCAAUACAUGAGAGUGGAAAGGGGCUGGGGGGUGUCUUCCAGGCUGGGAGGGCUCAGCGAUGUCUUGAUGGAGUAUGGGCCAGAUCUUAGGAUUCUCCCACUGCCAGGAAUAUGGCUCAGUGGCUUCCACUCCAGAUUCAACGCCCCCGUGCACUGAUGGUGGUAAUGAGGAAUCAGAGCUGUAUGAGCUACAAACUGCGAGGGACUGGUCCGAAGAUGAAACAGCGGGAUUCGAUGAUGACGACACGCUGGCCUCCUCCCCGUCCAUCUGGGGCACGCCACGACAGAGCUCCCUGGAGUUGACGUUCUCCUACAUCGCCAUAGCUGAGCCUGAGGCCGUAGGGGCCUCGCGCACCCAUCGGGAGAGGCGUAGGGGCGGCUCGCGGGGAAGUCGCACAUCCCUGGUGCGCACAGACACCCCAGAGACACCCCUUGAAUCCCCGGACGUUGACUGGGACCCGCAGGGCUUUCUGACUCGGGCGGAUGUUGAAGAAGAGCGGGUGGACACGAGGACUACGAGCCCAAGGAGGAGAAGGAGGCUAAAUGAGACUGUAACAAUGCAGCCAUCAUCCCAAACUGUGGACGUAGAGACUCAAGGGGCUGAUGCAGGUGUAAUAAAUGAGGAGAGCAGAUUGAUCCAAGCUAUAGCUCAACCACAGAUACUUCCAGCAGCGUCGGCAUCCUUACCGAUCCCCGAGCCUGAGUCACCCAUUGUUUCAGAGGAGCCUCUUCGACCGACUGAGCCCGAGUCCAUGUCCCUGGAUGCCGUCAUUUCAGAUACUCAGGAAAAGCUGCUGAGCCAGUGUUUGUACUCAGCCUUUAACCCCUCAGACAGCGCCACAGUGUGCCCACAACAAGAAGUUAUGGACCUGAUCUAUUGGAAGGACACAGAACGAACAGGAAUGGUGCUGACGGGUUUAGUGGUGGGCCUGCUGUGCCUCUUCCAGCUCAGCAUCAUCACCGUGAUCUCCACAGUGUCUCUCGCCAUAGUGUGCUUCACAAUCUCAGUGCGCAUCUACUACAACAUCCUUCACAGCCUCAAAUGGGGCGAUGGAGAGCACCCCUUCCAGUCCUACCUGGACAUGGACAUCAGUUUUAGUGGGGAGCAGGCUGAGCUGCAAAUUCAGAAAAUGAUCAUCAUGACUUUGUGUGCUGUGGACAGCCUGAAAAGACUCUUCUUCGUCAGCAACCUCUUUGAGUCCCUCAAGUUGCUCUUCCUGAUUUAUCUGGUGACGUACCUCGGUGAUCUGUGCAAUGGCCUCACGCUCCUCAUCAUAGGUGUGAUUGCGCUCUUUUCAGUGCCGCUUUUUUACCGACGGCGUCAGGAACAGGUGGACAGUUUCAUUGCAAAAAUCCAGGCUCUCAUUGACAACGUCAAGGACUUCUUCCGACGAUUGGCCCACGGUGGCAGCCCCCCGCCCGACCCAACCCCAGGUGGUGCCAAACCAAAAAUUCAAUAAACACUGACGAAUGACAGGAUCACGAAGCGCUGCGGGCCGUCACUCCGAUGUCUUACCCAGCACGUAGUCUCGGCACCACAUGACUGAGCUGCUGAGUCCCAGAGGAGGAGGGGACGUUUACUAUUAAAACUGUCUAACUUAUUGGGUUUUAAGAGGGUUGAUUCUUAAUCAAGAUGUACGGAGAGAAAAAAAACUUUUUUUUAAUAUCCAAAAGUGUCUGUCGGAAGCUGUCGUCCAAAUGUGGCACCUGAGACUCCCAUUUGGAAACUUCAUUUUCAUGGCAGUGACUGACAGUUAGUGUGCACGUGGAUUUCCGAAUGGAUAUUCAUUUCCAUGACUGUGUUUCAUGAGUGUGUGUGAGUGUGCGUAUGAGUGAAGAAGCCAUUGAAACGGGCAAUUAAAGUCACUUUUUGUCAUUUUUCCUCUUUUCCUCACGUCAGUUCAUCACAUUGUGCAUUAUUGCAGUUCGACCAUCAGUUGUGGGCUAGGUUUCCUUAUUCUGGAAAGGAUGUGGGAUCAGAUUCUGUAUGAGAAAAUGGAAGGGUGCCUUUCUGCUGCAUGUUCAAGUGUAUUCAUGAAUGAUUUCUUUUCUCAACAUAAACUCAUCCCUUGUUCACAUGCACAUUGCCCUUCAAAGAAUAGACUUUUGUACCUGUGUGAUGCCUUUGUGAUGACAUGACUUACUUGUAAGUGAAAUCACUUUUAGAAAUAAUAAAACUUCAGGAUAGCCUAAAAAUGGUACUUUCUUGACUUCCUAUCCUGUCAUGAACAUGUUUCAACACCUGAAAUGUACUUUAUUGGCAUUGAACUCAAAGGGGAAGGUAUUUUAACAAGGAAAAGCGGAUUACUGUAUCUUGGUAUUUAAGUAUAGUUAUUCCAAUUAUUGUUUUUUUUUUUUAAUCAUCAUUAUUAUUAUUAACUGAAACAUACAAUCAGAUACUUACGAUUUAAAAAGUAGACUUAGCAUACUUUUUUUUUUUUUUUUUUUCAU